UCUCUCUCUCUCUCCACAGUGAGCUGGACUACCAUGCUGCCUCCUCUAUCAACGAGCGCUGCCAGGGCAUCUGUGACCAAUGGGACCAGCUGGGAACCCUCACCCAGAAGAGGAGGGAGAACCUGGAGAGGACGGAGAAGCUGCUGGAGACCAUCGACCAGCUGUUCCUGGAGUUCUCUAAGAGGUCAGCUCCCUUUAACAACUGGAUGGAAGGAGCCAUGGAAGACCUGCAAGACAUGUUUAUAGUUCACACUGUGGAUGAAAUCCAGAGCCUGAUCUCAGCCCAUGACCAGUUCAAGGCCACCCUUCCGGAGGCUGACUGCGAGAGACAGGCCAUCCUGAGCAUCUACACGGAGGUGCAGAAGAUAGCCCAGAGCUACGGCAUCUCUCCCAACCUCACCAACCCCUACAGUGACAUCACACCGGCGGAGAUAGGACUCAAAUGGGACAAGGUGAAGAAGCUGGUUCCCCAGAGAAACAGUAUUCUCCAGGAGGAACUAGCCAGACAGCACGCCAACGAACGUCUCAGACGCCAGUUUGCUGCCCAGGCCAACAUCAUCGGACCGUGGAUCCAGACAAAGAUGGAGGAGAUCGGGCGUAGUUCCGUGGACAUCGGAGGUUCUCUGGAGGACCAGAUGAGUCAUCUGAAGCAGUUUGAACAGGUCAUCAUCAACUACAAGUCCAACAUCGACAAGCUGGAGGGAGACCAUCAACACAUCCAAGAGUCCCUGGUGUUCGACAACAAACACACCAACUACACCAUGGAGCAUAUCCGUGUGGGUUGGGAGCAGCUGUUGACCACCAUCGCUAGAACCAUCAAUGAGAUCGAGACCCAGAUUCUGACGCGCGACGCUAAAGGCAUCAGCCAGCAACAGAUGAACGAGUUCCGCCAGUCUUUCACUCACUUUGACAGGAAGAAGAAAGGAGGCAUGGAGACAGAUGACUUCAGAGCCUGUCUGAUCUCCAUGGGCUAUGAUCUGGGCAGCAGCACUCAGUAG
This is a messenger RNA of Oncorhynchus keta (chum salmon), 998 nucleotides long. Its product is annotated as alpha-actinin-2-like. The transcript is spliced from 8 exons. Lineage: Eukaryota; Metazoa; Chordata; Actinopteri; Salmoniformes; Salmonidae. Gene Ontology annotation, cellular component: plasma membrane; cell projection; cell junction. Gene Ontology annotation, biological process: muscle cell development; actin cytoskeleton organization. The record is from RefSeq and is a predicted model, not a curated record. Gene Ontology annotation, molecular function: actin filament binding; calcium ion binding. The coding region runs from base 207 to 998 and encodes 263 amino acids.